ACAAAAAAAAAAAAACCUGCUGCCUUCGCCCCGUGUGCCCUGCUUUCCGCCAGAAUGGAUUCCCCACAUCUCCUCUAUGGCAUGUCCAGGCCCCAUGACCCGUACUUCGCCCACUCAUACGCCACCACUCAGUCUAGGGGGCCCCUUAUAGAUCCCAGCGGUCUGGACAGCAACAUUGACCCUUCGCUCGGGUAUGCUUUACCAGCCACGUCUGCAAUUUCUACCGGAGCCUUGGGUCAUCCGCACCGAGAGGGGACUGCCUUCUUCAACACCCAGCCUGUCCAAUCUCCUCAACUACAGGCCCAGCAGCACUUGCAGCACCAGUCAGUGCUGCCGUCGACUUUCCAAAUCCCUUUCCAGCAACCGAGAUGGGGCUCUCCCGUCUCGUCGUACGACCGCGGCUCUUCCUGUAGCAGCGCCUUGAGCCCGGCUGGUGACAGCGACGUCUUCCACGAGAUUGGGCCGGCGACGCCCCCUGCCGGCGUCGACUGCACGGUGGCGCCGUCUCACCAUCUCAAGUACCAGCCUGCGGGCUGCCACACGCCCCCUCAGACCACCUGGGGCUCGCCACGGCUUCUCAUUGCCAACGACCAGAUCGCUGCGCCGUGCGUGACCGCCGGAUACGUUGACCCUUCACAGAUCAACCCAGCCUCCCAGGCCGACUUUGAUUUCUACGCCGCGCCCAUCCCCAUCGACUACGAUUUUGGGACGCCCCAACGCAGCCUCACUCUUCAGAGCAGCUCGUCGAUUGGACUCCCAUCGCUUGAUGCCAACAACACCUCGACCACGGUAGAGACCUUUUCGGUUCCAAUCAAGCAGGAGGACACAAUCACAGCCGCCUACUACCCGCCCAGCCCCUUUUGUCAGGAGAGCGUCGAUUCCGAGACGGAGCACCCCAGAGGUCUGAAGCGCAGCCGCAGCGCGGACCAGGACGACGGCGAGUACGACGAGGACGGCGACGACAGCAGCAACUUUGCGCCAGCCAAGCCUAUCAAGUCCGUCAAAACUCGGAGCAGAGCAGCAGCGUCGCCCAAGAAGAAGCCCGCGCCCAGGCGGCCAUCCAAGCCGGCGAGCCAGUCCAACGCGGCGCCACCGUCCCCCAAGAGGCAAAGAAGAAAGUCUAGCAAGGCCGAGGUGGACCUCGCCUCCUCCUCCUCCUCCUCCUCCUCCUCCUCCUCCAUUACCUCGGCCUCCAUGGCUUCCUCCCCAGGCGGGUCUGGCGUGAUGCUCACCCAGGCGGGCCCCGGACACCUCACCUGCCGGGACUGCCCGCAGGCCAAGUCCUUUAAGACUGAGGGUGCGCUCGAGACCCACGUCAAGAAGCAGCACAAGCGGCCUUUCGUCUGCGUGUUUGCGUUUGCGGGUUGCGAGUCCGGCUUUGCGAGCAAGAACGAGUGGAAGCGCCACGUCUUGUCGCAGCACAUCCUGCUCAAGUUCUGGGUCUGCACCCAAGACGACUGCGCCAAGACGGUCAACAUGCCCCCGGUGCUCGCCCCUGCCCCAAGCAGUAGCGGCGGCCAGACCAUGACGGUCACCUCGCCCACCAUUCCGGUGCGCGCCAGCAGCAGUCUCAGGGGCCGCAACUCGUGCGCAAUCGCCCCGGCCUCCUCCCUCACCGCGGGCUCAGGGGUGGCCGGCCACCACCCCAAGUUCGGCCCGCCCCUGCCAAACGGUGCCAUCUUCAACCGCAAGGACCUGUACACCCAGCACGUCCGCCGCAUGCACGCCCCGGACAGGAACAGACAGCAGCAGAGGCCCGGCGGGCCGUCCUCCUCCUCGCUGCCCAUCGCCGUCGCGCCCGUUGUCGUCCCGCACGGGAGGAGGUCGUCCUCCUCGUCGACCGUCACCGUCGCUGCGGCCGUGGGGGGCGACGGCGAGGCCUUGGCCUGGGAGGAAGUGCUCAGGCAGAUGCAGUGCGACGCCGAAAGGGAUCGGUGCCGGCUGCCGACGCGCAUGCAGUGCCCGGCGCCCGGCUGCGCCACCGCCUUCGAGGGCGACAACGCCUGGGACGAGCGCAUGGAGCACCUCGCCAAGCACCUCGAGGCCGCGGCGCGCGGCGACCAGCCGGCGGUUCCCCUGGCGGGCGGCGGCGGCGAGCCCGACCGGUCGCUGAUCGAGUGGGCGUCGAGGCCCAACGUCGCCAUCAUCGUCCCCUGCGCCGGCGGCGGCAGGGGGGCCGCCGGGACGACGCAGUGGGUGCUCAACAAUCCGCUCAAGCCAUCCGGGGCCGCCGUCAUGGCCAUCACCGCCGCCGCCGCCGCCGCCGCCACCGCCGCUGCCGCGAGCUUCCUCGACAACCCGACCGUCCUUGACGAGAUUAUUGUCGAGCGGGCGGACGAGGACGCCGAGGGAGAGGACGACGACGGCUACUAGUCCUCGACUUUUUUUCAUGCAUCUUAUCAAUCACAGCAAAAGUCUACAUUCCUUCUACACGGACUUUUCUUCUGCUUACGUUAACAAAAAACAAACAACAAACAAACAAACAAACACCCCCUUCAUAGUUUCUAAACCAGCACGUCUGGGUUGUAUGGCUAGGUAAAUGUAGUGGCAUCAAGUGGGUUUGCGUUCUUUUUCUUUUGCUAUCUAGGCGAAAACAUUUCUUCCUACGAUAUAGGCAUCUUCCCUUCCUCCUGUCCUUGCCCGGCUAUCGGCAUUUUUAGAGGCAGUGUAACGUCAACGGAGGACCUGGGUAUUAAUCUCCUUGUUUUGGGCACAGAUGGAUGGAUUGGGCGAAAGCGAUUUGGUGGCUUGAUUUAGAUUUAUACCAUCCAGGAGGAAUCGGGAGACUAUGAGUUAUGAAUAUCGUCAAGAUAACUUUCUAUUUACAUUCAACGCUGUAUCAUUCGAUCCUAUUGCUUUUGCU
Molecule: messenger RNA, 2863 nt
Organism: Gaeumannomyces tritici R3-111a-1
Lineage: Eukaryota; Fungi; Ascomycota; Sordariomycetes; Magnaporthales; Magnaporthaceae
Exons: 1
Coding region: 55-2373 (772 amino acids)
Molecular function (GO): DNA-binding transcription factor activity
Source: RefSeq, a predicted model, not a curated record